Enterobius vermicularis (human pinworm) is the source of this 411-nucleotide messenger RNA. NCBI's taxonomy places the organism in Eukaryota, Metazoa, Nematoda, Chromadorea, Rhabditida, Oxyuridae. The record is from the annotation of a GenBank genome assembly.
AUGGCACGUACUAAGCAGACAGCGCGUAAAUCUACUGGAGGCAAGGCUCCUCGAAAACAAUUGGCAACAAAGGCAGCACGUAAAUCAGCGCCGUCCACUGGUGGUGUUAAAAAGCCGCAUCGUUACCGUCCAGGUACCGUUGCUCUUCGUGAAAUCCGUCGUUACCAGAAAUCUACCGAGUUGCUUAUCCGUAAACUUCCAUUCCAACGUUUGGUUCGUGAAAUAGCGCAAGAUUUCAAGACCGAUCUUCGUUUUCAGUCAGCAGCUAUUGGUGCCCUUCAGGAAGCUAGUGAGGCUUAUUUGGUGGGUCUGUUUGAGGACACUAACCUUUGCGCUAUUCACGCCAAACGUGUUACAAUCAUGCCAAAGGAUAUUCAACUGGCUCGUCGCAUCCGUGGAGAAAGGGCAUAA